GUAUUAUUCAAUUCGUCCCCUGUCCGUCUGCCUAGGUGCCACCGUUUGCACCACCUCCCACUAUAAAGUUAUUCGCAGGGCGUAUAUUGCCUCGUCAUUAUUUGACGGACACCCGACGCUUGCUUUAUCCCUUCUUCCUUUCUUCCAUCAAUAAAUCGACGAAACUUUAAGUUGGUCAACUAACAAGCUCUAUUCCCCCAUUAGCCUUCCGGUCAAGAUGGCUUCGUCAUCAACCGCGACCCCGGAGACCUUGAUUACUCUCAAGGUUAACUUCGAUGGCGUAACCCGUCGAUUCAAGCUCCCUCUUCGUGAGCUUGUGGUAUCUACAUUGGAGGGCAAGCUUCGAAGUUCUUUGCAUAUUCCUGCGGAAACUACAGCCGCAUUUGAGCGCUACUCAGACUCGGCCGGCUCAUUUGUUCUCCUACACCCAACCAAUAUCUCUGCCUACAAGCAACUUUACCGUGCCGCCAAAGCCAAGCAAAAGUUAAAGCUGCGAGUUACCACUCAACUGCCCGAAUGCGUUCCCAUGGCUGAGGUUGAGGCUGUGCUAGAGCCGGAAGUUGAGCAGGAUGCCGAACCUGCACGCGAACCUGAAGAGGUCAAGGCACCUAAGCCCGUCACUAUUGAAGACGAGCCCGAGAUUGAACCUAAGGAGGUUGUCCAUGUUGAGCCUGCCGCCCAGGAACCUUCACCAGUUCUGGCAUGUGACGUCUUAGCCGAGACUCGCGUUGAUUUUGCCACCGAAGUCCUCGAUUCCAUUUCUGUGUCAGACAUCCACUCGAAUCUGCCCGACUUCGUUGAGCUAUGGCGUAAACAUGACAUGCCCAGUCUUCAUGUUAGACGAGACGAAGAGGGCAAUGAAUUCGUCGACCUAAUCAAACCCGCGCCUGCAGUUACCGCCGAGCCCCUGGGUGCCAUUGAGUCUAGCGAGGGAACGCAAACGAGCCCGGACGAUACCAGUCGAUGCCACUUCUCCCCUCAGAUUACCACAAACGAAGCUAUUCAUUUUCUUCAAUCGCUUCAGCAGAGACUCUCUGCCUCGAGAGAACAUACAGCGGAACAAGGAUCUCCAGAGAGUUAUUACCGCAGCACCGAGGCAAAGGAAGCGCAACCGGAAGAGGCAAAGGUGGAGGAACCUAGAAUGGAAGAAACCACGGCUUCUCCCAGUUGCCCUAAGCGUCCGUUCGCCGUAUUCUGCAACAGCUGUGACCGAGCUGUUCCUGACGCUCAUUUCCACUGUUCUACCUGUGACGAUGGCGACUUUGACCUUUGCCAAGACUGCGUCAACCAGGGCAUAACGUGUUAUGGUGAUGGACACUGGCUUAUCAAGCGAACCAUUCAGGAUGGCCGGAUCAAUUACAGCAGCACCCACGUCGCCCCUAAGAUUCCUCGACCCCAAUCUGGUAGGAUUACUGCUCCUUCGCUUAAGUUACCUAUUAGGCCCGCCGAAAGUGCGCACUUGUCUCCAGCCUGGAAUGCGUCUUUCAAUGAUCGGACCUGCAACUGUUGUGUUCAGGAUUUCCCUGGAGAGGAUUUCCUUCACUGCACGACAUGCGAUGAUUACGACCUCUGCAAGAAUUGCUUUGCCAAGAAUAAGCAUGGUCACCACCCCGGGCAUGGUUUCGUCCCUGUCGUGAAAGGUACAGUCUUCGAACACAGUGUGUCUUCGCGUCUGCCCCCCGGCCGAAAUACCACUCACAACGCCAUCUGCGACGGUUGCGACAAAUAUGUUCGCGGCAUUCGACACAAGUGCCUCGACUGUCCUGAUUGGGACUACUGCUCGGAAUGUGUCCAGAAUGCUGGCUUCAUCCACGCAAACCAUCGUUUCGUAGCCAUCUACGAGCCCUUGACUGACCGGGCCAUGCAAUCCGUAUCUCGUACCACCCACCUCGGCAUCUGCUGUGACGGUCCAUUAUGUGCAGCUACCCGCGGAAGCCCGUCCAAGUACAUUGUUGGCGUACGAUAUAAGUGUGCCGUCUGCAAUGAUACUGAUUUCUGCUCCAACUGCGAGGCUAGCCCUUCCAACACGCAUAAUAAGACGCAUCCUCUGAUCAAGUUCAAAACGCCGGUGCGUCACGUUAGCGUCACCACCACUGGUGAGCACGAGAAUGGCCAGCGCAUGCCCGCGAUGGGCGAUCGCACUACUCGAGCUACAGCAACGGAUGCCUCCAUUCACGAGAGCAUUGCUGCCACGCCUGUGCAGACCGUAGUCGAUGUGCAACCUACCGAGCAGCAGCUCCCUAAGUCGGAGGAGAAAGAGGAAGCCGAAGUAGAAGUGAAGGAAGAAGUGGUAGACCCAGAGGUAGCAACUCUUGUAGAGAAGCAAUCAACUACGCCUGACCUAGUUGCUGUCUUCCAGCACGACAGAGUUCCUGAUGGAACUAUCCUGCCUCCUAACCACACUUUCGAGCAGGUCUGGGUUCUCCGAAAUGAGGGCACAGAUGCUUGGCCAGCUGGGUGCUCGGUCAAGUUUGUUGGCGGUGACUACAUGGGAGCUGUCGAUCCCGCUCACCCGGCUGGUAUUCACGAGCUGGUUUCGGCUUCGGAGUCGACUAUUUGCUACAACGCACUUAGCCCCGGCCAGGAGUUCCCGUUCACCGUCUUGAUGCGCACUCCCGACCGAGAGGGAAAGGUGAUUUCUUACUGGCGAUUAACCACCCCUGACGGUGUCAAAUUCGGCCACAAACUGUGGUGUGAUGUAACUGUCCAGGCACUCCCGAAGGUCGUAGAGGCGCAGCCUCUCCCCAAGCAAGAGGAGGCUAGCAGUUCAUCUGCUCCUGAUUUGGCCAAGAGCCAGAUGAUCAUUCCCAAGUUGGAGCAUGAAUCACCAUCUGCUAGCAUGCAUGAGAUUGCUCGAUCAGAGAGAGAAAUGGAGACGGAGACGGAGACGCUCGCACAAUCGGUGCAGGAGGAAGAGGAAGACUUUGAGGAUUGUGAUGAAGAUGAGGAGUGGGCGGAAUCUGACGAGGGUUUUAUGACCGAUGAGGAGUACGACAUCCUCGAUGCAUCGGAUGAAGAAUACCUCUCAGAAAACCACAAGCCAGCAUCGAAGAAGUAAGCAAUAGUGAGAUGCCUCGCAAUGCGUUCGGCUAAGAGCACUACCUUAGUAGGACAGUUUCGAGGGUGGACUUCGUGGCAAAGAACGAAUGGCGUUAUUUCUGUGUGCUGUCUAUUUCUUCCUUCCCGUUCCGGUGCCGGGGCCUAGGAGUAUCCCAUUACUGACGGAUUUGCUUGUUUUCGGGUAGAGGUCACGACGACCUCUACAGAUGCCACAUCACCUUCCCAUCUCAUUCCACUCAUUAGUUAGGCAACAGGAACAGAUUGUUGGCAUGCGCAGGAGCUAUAGGGAUAGGGUCCGGUAGCUCAAUUCACUUGUGUUCAUUAAAAAUUGUGUGAAUUAUGAUGUACUUUCACUAGGUGCUACCACGUCUUUAAAUGUGCUAUCUUUGAUUA
Annulohypoxylon maeteangense is the source of this 3453-nucleotide messenger RNA. RefSeq lists its product as uncharacterized. Lineage: Eukaryota; Fungi; Ascomycota; Sordariomycetes; Xylariales; Hypoxylaceae. The transcript is spliced from 2 exons. Bases 218 to 3058 code for a protein of 946 amino acids. The record is from RefSeq and is a predicted model, not a curated record. Gene Ontology annotation, molecular function: zinc ion binding.